Osmerus eperlanus (European smelt) is the source of this 4857-nucleotide messenger RNA. RefSeq names its product ubiquitin protein ligase E3C (gene ube3c). The transcript is spliced from 25 exons. Gene Ontology annotation, biological process: protein polyubiquitination; ubiquitin-dependent protein catabolic process. The record is from RefSeq and is a predicted model, not a curated record. Gene Ontology annotation, molecular function: ubiquitin protein ligase activity; protein binding. The coding region runs from base 194 to 3463 and encodes 1089 amino acids. NCBI's taxonomy places the organism in Eukaryota, Metazoa, Chordata, Actinopteri, Osmeriformes, Osmeridae.
GUGUUGCUACGCUCAGUUUCUUUCUGGAAAGGAGUGAAAGGCAAGCCAUUUUAUUUCCAAACUAAAGUAAUAAAUACAAACAAUUUCUGCGCCUAAUUUCGUUUAUGAAAGUCUGCGGUGGCACCCUCGUCUUCCUCAAUUAAAACGUUCUACACCGACUGAAAGAUCACUCCUCAAUGGGAAAAGUCUAAUCAUGUUCAGUUUUGAGGGAGAUUUCAAAACAAGGCCCAAGGUGUCACUUGGGGGUGCGAGUAAAAAGGAGGAAAAAGCAUCAUUAUUGCAUCGCACACAAGAGGAACGAAGAAAGAGAGAGGAUGAAAGGAGAAGACUCAAGAAUGCAAUUAUUAUUCAGUCGUAUAUACGUGGGUACCAGGACAGAGAACAGCAAUAUGCCAUUCAGAGGGCCAAGUUUGACCUUUGUGUCAGUCAGGCGCAAUCAGGGGGUGGGCCACCUGUCCUGGAUGCCCCCAGCCUAAGCCUAAUGACAAGGCAACUCAUAUUUUUCUACAGACAGAGUGUGGACUCGCACAGAUUGAUCUGGAUGUGUCAGAAUGUAGUGAAACAAAACAGCCAGUUUGUGAAGCUGCUGGCUGGUCCUGAGAGUCAGACCUGUGUGUUUCAAAUCAAGAGGAUUCUAGGUUUCUGCUGCAGACUUCUGCAGAACUGCAAGGAUGAUAGUUGGAAUGUCACCGUUCCCAUGAGAAUGCUGGAGAUCUUUUCUUCCGAGAGAACCUAUCUGCCUGUCCUCCAAGAUGCUAACGCCGUAGCAUUGUUAAUCGAGCAGAUUUUGCACUAUAUGGUACAGAAAGGAUACUAUAGGUCGCUUUAUAUUCUAGUAAAUCACAGGCUCCCUUCUAGUCUGGAGUACAGUGAUUCUCCCUCUGUUCCUCUGGCAAGCACACUGUUAGAGCACACGCUGAAGCCUCUGCACUUUACAUAUUCCUCCUGCACAACAGGCGCAAGGCAGUUUGUGUUUGCCGCCUUCACCGAGGAGUUCAUCUCGGCCCCGUUCACUGAGCAGAUCUUUCACUUCUUCAUCCCGGCGCUGUCAGACCCGCGCCUCUGCUUCCCCUUCGAGGCCUUUCUGGGUUCCCUCCAGGCCACUGUAGUCACCUCUGCUGCCGCCCAGAGCCAGGCCCCCUGGCUCUUCUACUUUGUCCUCUCCGCAGGGGAGACCUGUUUGGGCUCCCUGUCAGAGGAGGGCCUCCACCUGUACCUGCGAGCACUACAGACCCUGCUGCCCCUUCUCCCGGUGUCAGAGAGCACCAGCAGGCCGGAGGUGGGCAGCGACUCAGAGGACGAGGACGACCGCAACCGCAAGCCCUCAUCCUCACAGGCGGACAGCAGGAUAUCGGUCCAGCUAAUCACGGAGGAGUGCGUCCACAAGCUGGACACCAAGCAGCAGACCAACGCCCUGCUCAACCUGGUGUGGCGCGACUCGGCCAGCGAGGAGGUGUUCACCAUGAUGGCCUCCAUAUGCCACACGCUGAUGGUGCAGCACCGCCUCAUGGUCCCCAAAGUCAGGCUGCUGUACAGCUUGGCCUUCAACGCCCGCUUCCUCAGGCACCUCUGGCACCUGAUCACAUCCAUGACCACCAAGAUGAUCACAGGCUCCAUGGUCCCUCUCCUGCAGGUGAUCUCGCGAGGCUCGCCCAUGUCCCUGGAGGACUCCAACCGCAUCAUCCCCCUCUUCUAUCUGUUCAGCUCCCUGUUCAGCCACGCGCUCAUCUCGGUGCACGACAGCGAGUUCUUCGGCUACCCCAUGGAAGAUCCGCCUCAUUUCCAUCCCAAGGGACAGAGCCAGUCCUCCAUGAUGCCCUUCACCCUGUUGGAGCUGGUGACCCUGUCUCGCUGCCUCCGGGACGCCUGCCUGGGCAUCAUCAAGCUGGCCUACCCGGAGACCAAGACGGAGCACCGCGAGGAGUACAUGGCGGCCUUCCGCAGCGUGGGCGUCAAGACCAACACGGCCGUGCAGCAGCGGAUCCAGGCUGAGCAGAAACGCUGGGUCCAGCUGUUCAAGGUCAUCACUAACUUGGUGAAGAUGGUGAAAGCGCGUGACAUCAGACGGCCUUUCUGUCCCUCGGGUCACUGGCUGUCAGAGGAGGUCAACAUCAGGGCAGACAAGGUCACCCAGCUGUACGUGCCCUCAGCCAGACACAUGUGGAGGACACGGAGGAUGGGACGCAUCGGCCCCCUGCAGUCCACUCUGGACGUUGGGAUGGAGCCUCCCCAGCUCUCUGUGUCUGAGGAGAGACACUUGGCCAUCCUGACAGAGCUUCCCUUCGUGGUGCCCUUUGAGGAGAGAGUAAAGAUCUUCCAGAGGUUGAUCUACGCAGACAAGCGGGACGUGCAGGGCGACGGGCCCUUCCUGGACGGCAUCAACGUGACCAUCCGACGCAACUACAUCUACGAAGACGCUUACGACAAACUGUCGCCUGAAAACGAACCGGACCUGAAGAAGCGGAUCCGAGUGCACCUGCUCAACGCCCACGGCCUGGACGAGGCGGGCAUCGACGGUGGCGGCAUCUUCAGGGAGUUCCUCAACGAGCUGCUCAAGUCGGGCUUCAACCCCAACCAGGGCUUCUUCAAGACAACCAACGACAGCCUGCUCUACCCCAGCCCUACCGCCCAGAUGCUGGUGGGAGACUCCUUCGCUAGGCACUACUACUUCCUGGGCAGGAUCCUGGGAAAGGCGCUGUACGAGAACAUGCUGGUGGAGCUGCCCUUCGCCAGCUUCUUCCUGUCCAAGCUGCUGGGGACCAGCGCCGACGUGGACAUCCACCACCUGGCCUCGCUGGACCCCGAGAUGUACCGCAACCUGCUCUUCCUCAAGAGCUACGAGGACGACGUGGAGGACCUGGGCCUCAACUUCACCGUGGUCAACAACGACCUCGGGGAAGCUCAGGUGGUGGAGCUGAAGCCGGGGGGGAAGGAUAUCCCGGUGUCCACAGCCAACAGGAUAGCUUACAUCCAUCUGGUGGCCGACUACCGCCUCAACAAACAGAUCCGGCCUCACUGCAUGGCCUUCCGUCAGGGCCUCGCCAAUGUGGUCAACCUGGAGUGGCUGCGCAUGUUCGACCAGCAGGAGAUCCAGGUGCUGAUAUCUGGAGCUCGUGUGCCAAUAUGCCUUGAUGACCUGAAGAAGUUCACCAACUACUCAGGCGGCUACACUGCCACUCACCCAGUCAUCCAGACCUUCUGGGAGGUGGUGGAGAGCUUCACAGACGAGGAGAAACGCAAGCUGCUCAAGUUUGUCACCAGUUGCUCCAGGCCUCCGCUACUGGGUUUCAAGGAGCUGUACCCGGCCUUCUGCAUCCACAACGGGGGCAACGACCUGGAGCGCCUGCCUACCGCCAGCACCUGCAUGAACCUGCUCAAACUGCCCGAGUUCUGCGACCAACACCUGAUGAGGAACAAGCUUCUUUACGCCAUCGAGUCCUCGGCGGGCUUCGAACUCAGUUGAGGGGGGAAGGGGGGGGGUGGUUUUGGCGGGGACGUCCAUCUCUGUCCCCACAACCACAGACUCAUGAGAUGAAGUGGAACACAGACAAACAGACUGCCUGCCUGACUCGCGAGAGAGAGAGACAGAGAGCGAGAGAGAGAGCGAGAGAGAGAGCGAGAGAGAGAGCGAGAGAGAGAGCGAGAGAGAGAGCGAGAGAGAGAGCGAGAGAGAGAGCGAGAGAGAGAGCGAGAGAGAGAUGGUAUGGGAUUCACCGAUGCACUGAUGCAUGUACGAUGCGCCCCGUUUUCCUAGACACUGGGAGAGAGGGGUGACGAUCACACAGAGACUGAGAAAGAUAGUUAAGAAUAAAGGCGGGGGGGAAAUGUUUUUAUUCAUAAGGUUUUUAACGUGUAUCCAGAACCAACAAAACUCAGACGUCGAUCAAACGUCUCAUGAACCUAGAAGGUUUUUCUUUUUUCUUUUUUUGUAAGUCCGAAAGAAAAAAAUAUCUUGUGUUGCAGUUGAUCACUGCAAUACAGUUUACCCUCUAGAGUAGCAUUUUUUUUGUAAUAAACCCUUCAAUAGCAACAACAGUCUAUUCACCAAAGAUGAGCGGUGAUCGAAGGAGAGGAAGAGGGGGAGUAAGUGGCAAUAAGAGGGUAGAGGGGGGUGGUAAGGAGACAUCAGACUGUAGCACUCUAGAAACCUCUAUCCAUCCUUGUACCCUAAGUCCUAAGGCUCCUUUCUAGUAUGCACUCGUCCAAUCGCCUACACUGAUAUCAAGAGGAAAUGUAUGGUUAUACUAAUGCUAUGCUUUUUUUUAUAAAUUGGGGGAGGUGGAGACUUGAUUGUGAACGAGUGCACGCCACAGAGGAGGAUUGAGACUGUCGGAGAAUUGUGUCUCAAGGGCUCCAGAAAGGUCGGCUUGUUGAAUAGUACCAUGUAUUUUCAGGUAGAAAUCAUCAAAACUCACUAUUUCCCCCCCCCCGUGAUUUUCCGUAAUGAUUAUUAACUUGUAAUAAUUGUCAAGUCUGAUAACCACAGCAGAAACAUGUAAAGGCUUUUGGAUGUCUACAUGUGUGGGUUGCUCAAGGCAAAGGCUGGUUGCGUUUUGGAUUGUACUGUCUAUUAGAUGAUUAUGGCAUUGUGAAUAUGUAUAUGUUUACACCUACUCUUUUAUGAUUCAUCUAUUCAGUAUUUGUACAGGUUGCUUUUUUCCUCUGUUCUUUGAUCCUGUUCUUGGAGUGAAGGCCCUGUGUUAAUACACACUAGCUGAAGUGAACCAUCUCCAGUUACACGCACCCUGCUGUGGAAGACCUAUGGUGCAGCAACUGCUUAUAACUGUAGCCUACCAACUGAGUGAUACAAAAAAAACACUGUCUGAAUAUCAUUAAAUCCUCCUUUUUUUGCAUUUA